This is a messenger RNA of Mya arenaria, 654 nucleotides long. RefSeq lists its product as uncharacterized. The transcript is spliced from 6 exons. The record is from RefSeq and is a predicted model, not a curated record. Bases 1 to 654 code for a protein of 217 amino acids. NCBI's taxonomy places the organism in Eukaryota, Metazoa, Mollusca, Bivalvia, Myida, Myidae.
AUGGAUGAGCAUUUGCCUAAUCAUGUGGGAUUUUCAGUACCUCCUAGUGAAUAUUCCCAUGACAUUCGCAGGAACUGCCUGCUGUUCUACUACUCGUAUACACAAAUACCUGGAAAUGAUUAUUAUUGGGAGUCAUGCACUUUAAACACCUACCCAAAGCUUUUAUGCAGCAACAAAUAUUUUUCAGAAUAUAAUCCGGUGGCGGAACUGCACGAUCAAAGCUAUAAACAUUGGGCCCAGGCUGUUAAAAACUGCGUCGUUGGAGGAAAUUUCCCUGCAUCGAUACAAAGUAUUGAAAAUGGAGAUUUUACAGAAAAGGAUCACCAGGACCACUGGACAGGAAUAAUUAAAAAAGAAUCCAUUAUAGCUUUGAACGAAAUGCUUGACAAUAGCAUCAAUCCACCUUUGACGUAUGCAUAUGUGGAGAAGAUAAACCAGACUUUUUUCAUCAGAUUUGCUCAAGAAGGUGACUUGAGAAAAAGUUUAUGCGCAGGAGAUACGUUGCCAUCAACCGCUUAUGGUAAUACAACAUACACAGAUCAAACGCAAGCGCCAACAUUGAGUACACCGCCAAUAUCGCUUCCGGUAUCCGAAGAAACAACAGCAUUUUUAGACAAGAACGAAGGGGAACAAGGAGCACAGAUACUGAAGUAG